AACACAAAACAGCAAAAAAAAAAAAAAAAAAAAGUAGGGUAAUGGAAGAUUGAAAUGACAGGCCAAAGAUUUCUCCUUUAAGAAAAGCAAAUUCUAACACCAAAAGAACAAACCCUAACCCAAAAAAUUUCACUUUUAUUGUUAUUGAGAUGGAUAAGAAGGAUCUGGAGAGAGAGUUUCACAUGACAGGAGGAGAUGGCAAAACUAGUUAUGCCAGAAACUCUUCCCUCCAGAAGAAAGCUUCUGAUGUGGCAAAGCACAUAACACUAGAGACACUUCAACAACUCUACAAAGAGACAAGACCCAAGAGCUUAGGAAUAGCUGAUCUAGGUUGUUCUUCAGGACCAAACACACUCUCCACCAUUAAAGACUUCAUCAAAACCGUCCAAGUUGCUCACCACCGCGAGAUCCCAAACCAGCCCUUGCCAGAAUUCAGCAUCUUCCUUAACGAUCUCCCUGGAAAUGACUUCAACUCCAUAUUCAAGUCAUUACCAGACUUCCACAUAGAGCUCAAGAGAGACAACAACAAUGGCGAUUCCCCUUCAGUUUUCAUUGCAGCUUACCCUGGAUCAUUCUAUGGAAGACUCUUCCCUGAAAAAACCAUCCACUUUGUCUAUGCCUCUUAUAGCUUACACUGGCUUUCCAAGGUUCCUGCAGCUUUAUAUGACGAGCAAGGCAAGUCCAUAAACAAAGGUUGUGUUAGUAUUUGCUCCUCGAGCUCUGAAGCUGUUUCCGAAGCUUACUACAGUCAAUUCAAGGAAGAUUUCUCCAUUUUCCUCCGGUGUAGAUCAAAAGAGAUGGUUGCUGCAGGAAGAAUGGUGCUCAUAAUACUCGGAAGAGAAGGUCCUGGUCAUGUCGAUAGAGGAAACUCUUUCUUCUGGGAACUUCUCUCAAGAUCCAUAGCAGAUCUUGUUGCACAGGGAGAGACUGAGGAAGAGAAGCUUGAUUCUUACGAUAUGCAUUUUUACGCCCCGAGUGCUGAUGAGAUAGAAGGUGAAGUGAACAAAGAAGGGUCUUUUGACUUAGAGAGGUUAGAGAUGUUAGAAGUGGAGAAAGAUAAAGAGAACGUGAACGAUACCAGUUAUGGUAAGGCCGUUGCGAAGACUGUAAGAGCAGUUCAAGAAUCAAUGCUUGUUCAAUACUUUGGGGAAAAGAUUCUUGACAAGCUGUUUGAUACAUAUAGUAGAAUGGUUGACGAAGAGUUGGCUAAAGAAGACAUAAGACCCAUCACAUUUGUUGUUGUCCUAAGAAAGAAGCUCUGAAACAUUGGAACCUAGCUAUAUAUGUAGCAAAUAUCUGAAUAUGAAAUAUGCAACCUGAUAAGUAGAAGAAAGCGAUUUGGUUCCGAAUUUUGUUUGAUUACUACAAAAAAAAAAAAA
Molecule: messenger RNA, 1379 nt
Organism: Arabidopsis lyrata subsp. lyrata
Lineage: Eukaryota; Viridiplantae; Streptophyta; Magnoliopsida; Brassicales; Brassicaceae
Product: jasmonate O-methyltransferase
Exons: 4
Coding region: 150-1262 (370 amino acids)
Biological process (GO): methylation
Molecular function (GO): S-adenosylmethionine-dependent methyltransferase activity
Source: RefSeq, a predicted model, not a curated record